Molecule: messenger RNA, 1174 nt
Organism: Vitrella brassicaformis
Lineage: Eukaryota; Vitrellaceae
Source: the annotation of a GenBank genome assembly
CUACCCCCAUCCAUAUCCCACAUGAAACGGUGCCUGCCUGUCGGCGCGAGGCUGUCGGCGCGUAGCUGUCGUCGCGUUGACUUCCACACGAACCGUCCGUGGUGUGACCCUGAGAUCCAUCUCACCAAGGACGGUAAGGGUGUAUCGUUGCUGUGAGGCCGCCUCGGCGGCUACGGCGCUCCUGUCCUUCGUGCUCAACGCAUAGACAGCUGCACGAGACAGAAUCAUGGCCGGCAAGGAGUGAGCGACGACUAUAUUUCUCUAGCUGUCUGACAUGGCGCCUACAGUGUCGAUUGAAAAGCGCCUGCAGUGCCUCGAGACUCAGAUAAGAGAGAGCUGGCUGGGUGACGUCUGUCAUGGGGACCAUCUGUCCCUGCACACGUGACAGUGGACACAUAAUGACAUCAACUGUCAAGGUCUGUAUGCCUAGUCAUACCGAGAGCCUGUCCAUCGCUCUCCCAAAGAUGGCGAAAAGUGUCCCGACGAGAUAGCGCAUCUGCCAGUCGCGAGUGGCCCAGCGGACACCCGCCGCCCUGAGUGAUGACCCUAACUGAACCACACAGACCGGGCUAGGUCAGCAACCCUUUCACCAUCACAAGUUUUCCGACGUGCUGCUUCUAACUCACCGAGGCAACGACGUCGAUCCUCGAAGCUCCUGAUAGGUGCGCUUGGUACACGGCCUCCAGCACCGCAUACGCUGUGACGCGGCAGGGUGUUGUGCAACAGGGCGCGGAGCCGAGUCGCGCUCCAAUCAGGGCGGCAUGGACGAAGUCGGCUAUACGCACACAAAACAUCCCUCUCUUUGUGAUCACCCGCCAGCCAUUGCCUGGUCUCACCAUGGGAUAUGCCUCGCUCUCUGAGCCAGUUGCAUAGGGGCUCCGGACUGCACAGUCGACCCAUCGGCAUCGCCCAGAACGUCUCAGCGGACACGACGAUCUGCAGUCGCCGCAAACACAGAGACAUAUCGAUAUCCGUGUGCGGCAUUAUCCGUCCAUACCAGUGUGCGCCUCGCGGCAAAGGGGGUCAGCAGUUUGACGUGAUCAUAGUCUGGGGCGAGCAUCAGCUGGAACUCGCCGUCCCUCAGCUUGGCCGCAUUCUGGUUAGCAGCCCUGGCGAGUGUGUGGUCGGCCAGUCCCACGUCGGGAUCCAGGAACGUGGCAGAGGUUCCCAACAU